GGGGCGGCGGGCAGCGAGCCAGCCCCAGAGCCGCGCACGCGGGGCAGCACGGCCUGGGGCCUGAGGGCCUGCGGGUCACACGCCCGCCCCUGCCCGGAGCAGAACCGUCCCCACUGGCUGCUGGGGGCUAUGGCGCUUCUCGCCUUCGUCAGGGCCCAGGCACUGGUGGGCUUCGGCCUAGUUUGCUGGGCACCGCCCGUCUGCGCACUGGAGUCUCUGCACCAAAUAGCGGCAGCAAUGAGAAGCGGAGCUGUGGUGUGGCUGGCCCAGCUCCUGCCUGAGGGAUGCCAGCAUUAUCCCCACUUCACACUAGUGGGCACGUUAUCACUAUUCCCAAUACACUGAGGCGGAAAUUGAGGCACAGCAGAGUGUAACAACGUGCCUGUGGCCAUGCGGGAGUAUUUGGAGGGAGCAAGGAUCCUAAAUGUCAGUCACCGGGUGCAGAAGCUGCCAGAUGGUACUGUGGCACUGCCUGUGCUGGAGGGGAAGCUCACCAAGCAGCACCUUCAGGACUUGAGGGGGAGUAUGGCCCCUGGAACAACAUGCAUACUGUCCUGGAUCAAGAAGCCCAUCCCCUCCAAGGCUGCUCGAGCCCAGUCACCUGCCCAGAAGCUGUGUGGUGAGCUGCAGCACUUAGUAGCACGCUUUGGGGGCAGGUGGUCAGAGGAGCUGGAGCAUGACCUCCCUCACUCCUGGCAGCGACAUGGCGACCUGGUCAUGCUGAGCAAGGACUGCUUCAAGGCUGCCCUGUGGGAGGAACUGGGACCAGAGCUCUGGGAGACGGUUGCUUCUUCUCUGAAGGCACGACGACUAGCCAAGCAAGGACGAGUAUCCCCAGAUGGGGUGCGAACCCCAACUGUUAGCCUUCUGCUAGGGCAUGAUGGCUGGGUGGAGCACAUGGACAAUGGGAUCAGAUACACCUUUGAUGUGACCAGAUGUAUGUUCUCUUCUGGAAACAUUACCGAGAAACUACGGGUAGCAUCGCUGCAGUGUCCCAGGGAAGUGCUGGUUGAUCUCUAUGCAGGGAUCGGCUAUUUCACGCUGCCUUUCCUGGUUCAUGCUGGUGUGGCCUUUGUCCAUGCCUGCGAGUGGAACCCACAUGCUGUGGAAGCUUUGAGGAGGAACCUGGAGUUGAAUGGCGUGCAGGAUCAGUGUUGGAUUCACCCAGGGGAUAACAGGCAGUUGGAGCUGCGGGACGUGGCUGAUCGGGUGAAUCUGGGACUGAUUCCCAGCUCAGAGCAGGGCUGGCCCAUCGCCUGCCAGGUUCUGCGGAAGGACACGGGGGGAAUUCUCCACAUCCACCAGAAUGUGGAGUCUUUCCCUGCAAAGGCUCUUCAGCUGCCCUGUGGCCUGUUGAAGGAGCAGUCACUUUGCAAUGGACAGGAGGACAGCGGGGCCCAGAGGAACCACGGGAGCCCAGAGACUGCUGAUGUGAUGGAUUCUGUGCAGAAGAUUCAGUUCACUGGGACCAGGCCUGAAUGGCAGAGGUGGGCAGAGGCCACGGGAGCUCAGAUCAGGUUUCUGCUUGAGAAGUUGCAUGGGGAGCCAUGGAGGAUAAACAUCCUGCACAUCAAGCCAGUGAAGUCCUAUGCGCCCCAUGUGCACCACCUGGUCCUGGACUUGGAGUGUCGUCCCCUGCAGGCAGAGCCACACUGAAGGAACAAGGCCCAACCUAGUUGCAGGAGGCUGCUAAGGGGGAGCCAGUAUUCAUUGGGGCCAGAACAGUGGAGAACUCUCCCAGCUCUGCUGUGAGAGUGCUUGUUUGUCUCUUGUUCCAGCCCUGAGCUGGCAGUUGCUGUGAUGUUGACCCACAAUCCCAAGAGCCCUGUGAAAGGCAGUCUCAGCAGGAAGCAUUAAAGCAGAGUCCUAAGGGUGCACUGAGUUUUGAAUCAGUGAGUUAAUGUAGAUUUGAGCAGUUACACAGUUUAAUAACAUAUACACGAGUUCCUGAUUCAAUUAUUACUGUGGCUGCUCAGAUCAAUUACUGACCCAGGGGGAGAGACAGUAGUCAUGAGAAUCAGCUCUGUGAUUGCUUGCAAACAUUGCUUCCUGUUCCCUGCUGAGUCUUGUACUCCUGGGAACCCCGUUGGAGAGGCACGUGGCUCAGGGAAGAGUACUGUUGUAUAGAUUGGUAUGUCCACAGAAGAGAAGGACAGGCAGGAGGGCAGGAAUGGAAGAACCUUGUUCCCCUGCACCUGAGAUAAGCAGGCACAUCACCUGCUUUUUAUUAUAAAGCCACUAGCUGGAUUAGUGAAACAGUGAGAUCACAAGUAGCACUCUACCUCACUUCUCUUUCUCCUUUUCCUUUGCUUGCUGCUUAUUUGUGGCUGGCAGGACAGCAAGAUCCCAGGCACCAAGGUAGAGAGAUUGGUUUUACUGAAGAAGCCAAGCCAGUGUUGUAGUCAUAGAAUCAUAGAAAAUUAGGGUUGGAAGGGACCUCAGGAGGUCAUCUAGUCCAACCCCCUGCUCAAAGCAAGACCAUCCCCAGCUAGAUCAUUCCAGCCAAAGCUUUGUCUAGCUGGGUCUUCAAAAUCUCCAAGGAUAGAGAUUCCACAACCUCUCUGGAUAGCCUGUUCCAGUGUUUUACUACCUUCCUCGUGAAAGUUUUUCCUGAUAUCUAACCUAAACUUCCCUUGCUGCAACUUGAGACCAUUGCUCCUUGUUCUGUUAUCUGCCAUCACUGGGAACAAUCCAGCUUUAUCCUCUUUAGAACCUCUCAUUAAGUAGUUGAAGGCUGCUAUUAAAUCCCUCCUCAAUCUUCUCUUCUCCAGACUAAAUAAGCCCAGUUCCCUCAGCCUCUCCUUAGAAGUCACGUGCCCCAGCUCCCUAACCAUUGUCAUUGCCCUCCGCUGGACUCUAAUUUGUCCACGUCCUUUCUGUAGUGGGAGGCCCAAAACUAGACAGUACUCCAGAUGUGGACUCGCCAGUGCUGAACAGAAGGAAAUAAUCACUUCCCUCAAUCUGCUGACAACUCUUCUACUAAUUCAGUCCAGUAUGUCAUUAGUCAUCUUUACAACAAGGGCACACUUGGCUCAUAUUCAGCUUACUAUCCACACUAACCCCCAGGUACUUUUCUGCAGAUUUGCUGCUUAGCCAGUUGGUCCUCAGUCUGUACCAGUGCAUAGGCUUGUUCCAUCCUAAGUGCAGGACUUCGCACUUAUCCUUACUGAACCUCAUGAAAUGUCUUUUGGUCCAGUCCUUCAAGUUGUUGAGGUCUCUCUGAAUCUUAGCCCUACCCUCCAGUGUAUCUCCUAUUCCCUCCAGCUUGGUGUCAUCUACAAACUUGUUGAGGGUGCACUUCAUGCCAUCUUCCAGGUCACUGGUGAAAAUAUUAAACAAAACUGGCCCAGAACUGACCCCUGGGGCACUCAAUAACAGCUGCCAACUAGAUACAGAGUCAUUGACUUUUACCGUUGGAGCCUAAUGAUCCAGCCAGUUUUCUGUCCACCUUCCAGUUUUCUGUCCACCUUUUACCGUUUGAGUCCAUUCAUCCAGCCUGUACUUCCUUAGCUUGCAUAUGAGAAUGUUGUGGGAGACCAUAUCAAAAGCCUUGUUAAAGGCAAGGUAUAUCACAUCCACUGGUCUCCCCGCAUCCACAGAAUCUCAUCUCAUCAUAGAAGGCAAUCAGGUUGGGCAGGCAUGACUUGCCCUUGGUGAAGCCAUGCUGACUGUUCCUAAUCACCACUCUCUCUUUCAAGUGCUUAGAAAUAGAUUCCUUGAGGACCUGGUCUGUGAUUUUUCUGGGGGCUGAGGUGAGGCUGACUGGUCUGUAGUUCCCUGGAUCUUUCUUUUUUCCUUUUUUAAACAUGGGCACUAUAUUUGCUCUUUUCCAAUUGUCCAGUACCUCUCCCAAUUGCCACAAGUUUUCAAAGAUAAUGGCCAGUGGCUCUGCAACCAGUCACAUUGGCCAACUCCUUCAGCACCCUCGGGUGCAUUCCAUCUGGCUCCAUGGGCUUUUACACAUGCAGCUUUUUAAAGUAAUCUCUAACCUGUUCUUUUGCUACUGUUGGCCGCUCACCACCUCCCCAAACUGUGCUGCCAGGUGCAGUAGUCUGGGAGCUGACCUUGCUUGUGAAGCCUGAAGUAGUUCUUGCAUUCUGAAUGGCAGCCCAAAGCUGCACUGUAUUGCUGGUGUGGACUCCAGCUGGCAGACAAAUUAAUUUCAAGCAGAUUUAGGCCAUCCAGGAAUGCCUUUGGGCAAGUUGCUGAUAAGCAGUGCAUUCACUAAAAUAAGACUCCCAUAGUAAGCAAUCAACAAGUAACCCCAGCUGGACAGUGAAAGUUGCUUAAGCGUAUACAAAGGCACAAGCUGUUUCAGGUACUUUGAGCAUUACAUGCACGUGAGCCAAAUUAGUGCAGUCCAGCAAGUCAGGCCUGUGGAGAAUUGCCUGAUUCUCUGUGGGCUCCUGCUGUCUGAGCAUUAGCGUAGUGAGGGUGCUUAGGCAUCAUCUGUCCUCUGUGCACAUGACCCAGCACUGCUGCACUGAUGGCGGCCACCCUGACAUCACACCCACAUCACCGCCAAGCUCAACAGCUUGUACAAAACUGAGUACAGCUGCUCUCCAGUCCAGUGGCGUUAUUGAGGGAGUGCGGGGCUGAAGGCACCGACUAGAGCCAGUUGCAGUGCAGAUAACAAGUGGAUGCAUCUUGACUUUGGUGUGUCCCCAUCCCUGUGUGGAUUGACUUGUUUUGCAGACCAGGGCUGCACCCCAGAGCUAGCUGCUUAUGCAAACUUGGGCCUGGCUAAUAUCUCUCUGCUGCUACUGGCUUGGAUGCACCAAAUUUCUAGCUUGUGACUCUGUCUGUUUCUUUCUCCUCACCAGCAUCCCCCAAAGCCCUGUGUAACUUCCCUGUUGCUUUCGAGCAAAUUCCAGCCUAGCAAUUCAGUUGUUCCAGGAAAUCCUUCUGGCUGUGAGGUCUGGUUGGGGGAAGGAGGGAAGGGUGUGAGAAGGAGCCCCUGGAAGUGCCUUUAGGUAUGACUCCUUCCAUACACAAAUACCUUUAUGUGCUUCCUGUUGCCUUUUUCUUAUCUCUUUGUUCUGUAGGACAACAGCAGAGGCUGAGCACUCCCAGCCAGGGUGGUUCUGUGUGUACUGGGAGGGCUGUCCCCCAAGAUAUAGAUAGAACCAGUGCAACCCAGAGUGACUCAUUUUGCUCAGCCCUGUGUUUGUUUGGUGCACAACAGUGUGCCACUGAACCCCAGAACAGUGCCCUGGAGCCACCUCUGGCCCCUCCCAGCAGGGGUGUUCAGUCCCCCUGGCUGCCAGUCAGGGUUUACACAGAUCGGGAGGUAGGAGUUGCUGGAGGGUUCAGCCAAGAAGAGGUUUUUCUGAGCUUUCCUGUUCCUCUCUGGAGCCUGCAAACUCUGCAGGCCAGUCUGACCCCACCCAGAUUAGCUUUUCUGCAGUGAGCUGUGUGUGCUGUCUGGGAGGAGCUGCCUUCUCCAGCUCUGCUGCAGUACUAGUCAUGCAAAUAAACCACAAGUUCUAUAGCAAAGCACCCUUGGGAAAGCAGGGCAAAGGACAAAGUGAUCUGAGCCAAAAGCUUGGGUCUGGUCACCCCCAGAGUUAGAUCUGGGGCCUGGAUUUGAAUGUCAUGCUUGGUCUCUUGUGGCUGAACUCAUAGCCAGGAUCCAAGCAGCCCCAGUUAUGGAGAGUUUAAAAAUCCAAAAACCACUUUUGUACUUCAGGCCCUUUUUCCAGUGUAAAACCACCUGCAAGUCAGAGUAGAGGCCCCCAGUAUAAGGCAACUGCAAAUCUGGGGUGAGGGGCUCCAGAAAACUCCUAGAAGUCUAGAAAAGAGCAUGUAUGGAGAAUGUUAUCAGUUCAGGCAAAGGGGAAGGGGAAACUCAGCAGACUUCCUGUCUGUUCAGGAAAAGCUGGUCACAGGUACAGAUCUGCUUUGGCAGAAGGGGAUGGAGCCUGUGAGCCUGCUGCAUUCCCACAUACUGGUCAUCUGGGGCCUGUCAGUCAGAACAUUUUUGCCAUGAUUCCUCCCUCGUAUAUAAAAAGAAACUGAUUGUAUCUAGUGAGAAUGUUCACCGUGGCCCUAUAACCCAGAGGACCACAAUCUGUAGGAGCUUACCACAACAAGCAGGCAUAGAAAGACCAGUAACCACAGACUGUUAAAACCAAAACCUUAGCUUGCUUCCUAGAAUGAACUUAUGAUGGAGCUGUGUGAAAAAGCCACUCUGAUAAGUCUGUGUAAGGCCACACCAGCCCUACUCCUGAGUUCAAAAUAGAGUAGUCCCUUGUGUAUUUGAAUGAAACAACAACCCACAAAUGCAGAUAGUCAAGGGGGCAUCUAACUUGUCUACAGAAAUGAAGGCAAAUACAUUCUUAAAGCAUUUGAUAGGGUGUUUGACAAACCAAUGUUAAGGGUAUAAUGCAACCUCUUUAGAGAGCGAGCUUAUUGUGCUGCCAAAAAUCUGCUCUCCAUGGAGAAAGUAAAAGCUGGAAUUGGCCAGUAGGCAAAUUAGAUCUUAUUAAGCAAAUACACAAGCUAACUGAUAGGGCUGGUGGUACGGUGACUGCAGGCACAGCAAACCAGUUACAGAUUUGUACAGAGCCUUUCCUUUGUACUCUAAAAGUUAGGUUGCACAUAGACCCUUGAUGGGAGCCUUGUCUCGCUAUCAUGCUUUUGGUUUCACUGUCACAUCCCUGUAACUGAUCCCGUGAGGAUUCAUUUUUCCUCUCUUCUACUUGUGCUGCUCCAUGUAGUAGUAGUAGAUUUAUGACUUGCCAAAACAGUACAAUAACAAUUUCAUACAAUAAAGGAGCCACCUAUACAGUAUAUAAUUCUUGCUAAAAAAUGCACAAUAAGAUUAUCCAGUCCACAAGCCUAUGCAAAAUUAAAACAACAUAGCAAGCAUAUGAUCACAUAAAAGAGAGAAUAAAAUGAAGUAGUGAACAUAAAUAACAAACGUGAGUUCUGUCUGAUAUUGGCCCUCAUUCUAUAUGCAAGUAACACAGAUGCACCUAAGGUGUAUAGGACCAGCUCUGAAGUGUUAGAAGCCAGAUUGUUUUUUCUUCAUUAACCCAGCAUUUAUAGUUUCCCAUUAAUAGAGAGAUCUGUUGUCCUCUAAUUUCUUCAAAAAACAAUUGAGACCACAAAUAAUGAUUUAAAUGCUGCUCAGUGUUUUGAUCCUCUCCCCCCAUCCUUUUGUUUUUAAACUGUAUUAGUUAAAAAUCACAACAGCAGAAUUCAUUAGUGAGGAGUGGCACAGGCUGGAAGCCAGUUUCAUCUCAGCACAUUGCGCUAGCACUUACUCUGUGGAAGCUGCCAGCCAAGAACUAACCUACUUACUGGGUGUUAGCUCAUUUGAACUUGCUAAUACUAUCUGGCUCUCACAGGACAGCCACCUGUGAGCUGCCUCAAAUCCAGGGGAGUUUCUAGGCCAGAAGGGCUGGCUGAGAACAUCUAGUCUGAAUUCUGGUACAGGCCACAGAAUUCCUUUAUCUACCCAGUAACCUGUGGUAUAUCAGAGCAGUCUCUGACAAGCUGUCCAAUCUUGAUUUUAACACUUCAAAUGAUAGGGUCUGUCUCAUCCCUUGACAAACUUCCAGUGGUCUGUUAUCCUCACCAUUACUAAUUUGUACCUUAUUUCUAGAGUGAAUUAUUCUAAUUUCAGUUCUCAGCCAUUGGUUCUUGUUGAGCUUUUGUGUUACAUUAACAAGCCCUCUUGUACUGGUUACCUUCUCCCUGUGUAAGUAGACCACGGUUGACUAACCUCUUAACCUCUAAUGAACUGAAUAAAGUAAGCCUCUCAAGUC
Messenger RNA from Alligator mississippiensis (American alligator), 7772 nucleotides. RefSeq names its product tRNA methyltransferase 12 homolog (gene TYW2). Gene Ontology annotation, cellular component: cytoplasm. Gene Ontology annotation, biological process: tRNA methylation. Gene Ontology annotation, molecular function: tRNA methyltransferase activity. Lineage: Eukaryota; Metazoa; Chordata; Crocodylia; Alligatoridae. The transcript has 7 exons. The coding region runs from base 391 to 1656 and encodes 421 amino acids. The record is from RefSeq and is a predicted model, not a curated record.